AUGGCCGACUCCAACGCCAACGAGCAGUCCUCCCCUCGAGCCCAUUACCGUCUCGGCGGCCUUUCUGGCUUCAUACCGCUCAACGAGGAGCAAACCACUCUUUCCACACGCGGACAGCGGUUGCCGUCGCUUUUCCAGACCCGGUCAUCCACAUCCCUCCUCGCGCUUGGCUGGCAUAGUGAGCAGCAGCGCCCAUCCGCGAAGCGCCGUACCUCCUUCCACUCUACUUCGUCCGCCGACGAAGAUGUCGAGCGGGGCGAGGAUGACGAGCCCCCCAACAGCGUCGGUUCGCCAUUACUGCGACGGGCUACGCACGACACAGAUCCCCGUCGGUUCAGCUUGGGCCCGGAGAUUCUGAACACGCCUCAGAUGCGAAGCAUGCGCUUGAUCGGGAACAGCAACCCGCGAUACCAGUGGCGGCAAUAUUUCAAGAGCGAGGCACAGCUGAAAGGUAUGAAGAAGGCGGUGCGUCAGUACUACGAACGAUGCAACUACCUGAUCAGCCACUACAUCUACAUUGAUCGGUUGUUGGACUCGAGUCUCCCGCACGACCUUAUUCAGGAGUAUCAACUCAGACCGAUGCUGAAGGGUCAGGAGUGGUCACACGGCAUGGAACCUAUCGCCGAGGUUCAAGAGCCGUCGUCUGCCACGACACCGAGCGCGAACGGUACUCCCACCACUGCGAGUGGGCCAUCCGCCGGAAGUCCGACUGAUGCACUGAAGCCCAAGGUCAAACGAACCCCGAAGAACCUGUACAAGCUACCGGAUCCAAGCGAGACUAGCCCGUUGCUCAAGAACGAGGAGCUCGAGAGGGUAUUCGAGGAAGCGUCAGAGACAGACAAGUUGCUGGGAGAGAACAUUGAUGUUGAGCUCCUGAUCGAGGAUGAAAGUGUGGAGAGCGGUGAUCCCGUGGUCACACUUGCGCUGUACAUCAACUUGGUGGCAAACGCGGUCUUGCUCGCUGCAAAGAUUGCCGUCAUUGUGCUGACGAGCUCGUUGUCUGUGUUGGCCAGCUUGGUGGAUGCCGCGCUUGAUUUCCUGUCAACGGCAAUUGUGUGGAUAACGACGAAGCUCAUCAGCCAUCAGGAUCAGUACGCAUACCCGAUCGGACGGCGCAGGCUGGAACCUGUGGGCGUCUUGGUGUUUUCGAUCAUCAUGAUAACGUCGUUUGUGCAAGUCGGAUUGGAGUGCGUGAACCGACUGUUCAGCGGCGAUCGAAGCAUCGUGGAGCUCAGCAUACCGUCAAUCGUCAUCAUGUUCAGUACGGUGGUGAUCAAAGGAUUCUGCUACUUCUGGUGUCGGCUGGUCAAGAACUCGAGCGUGCAGGCACUUGCGCAAGAUGCACUCACCGAUGUGGUUUUCAACACCUUCUCGAUCAUCUUCCCCUUGAUUGGAUUCUACGCACAGAUAUGGUGGAUGGACGCACUAGGUGGUUUGCUAUUGUCCGUGUACGUCAUCUUCAACUGGAGCAAGACGAGCUCGGAGCACGUGAGGAACCUGUGCGGAGCAGCAGCCACGGCGGACCAGAGAAACGUGCUUCUGUACUUGACCAUGCGGUUCGCAAAGACCAUUCGGUACAUUCAAGGACUGCAGGCGUAUCAUACGGGCGACAAGCUGAAUGUCGAGGUGGAUAUUGUGCUUGAUGAGAACAUGAAUCUGAGAGACAGCCACGACCUCGGCGAAUCGUUGCAGUAUGUGCUGGAGAGUGUGCCGACGGUGGAUCGAGCAUUUGUGCACGCCGACUAUGCCGACUGGAAUCUGCCGUCACACAUGAACCAGCAGUCUGAGUAG
Cyphellophora europaea CBS 101466 is the source of this 1791-nucleotide messenger RNA. RefSeq lists its product as uncharacterized. Gene Ontology annotation, biological process: monoatomic cation transport; transmembrane transport. Gene Ontology annotation, cellular component: membrane. Gene Ontology annotation, molecular function: monoatomic cation transmembrane transporter activity. The coding region runs from base 1 to 1791 and encodes 596 amino acids. The record is from RefSeq and is a predicted model, not a curated record. NCBI's taxonomy places the organism in Eukaryota, Fungi, Ascomycota, Eurotiomycetes, Chaetothyriales, Cyphellophoraceae. The transcript has 2 exons.